UGCAGCCCCGACCCGGCCCGGUCACCCCUGCCCCCUCCAUCCCCCGCCCCCGCCCGAGCCCGCGCUGGGCAGGGAGCCAAGAAGGCCGGGAGGAUGCGGCCCACGGCGGCCGUCCCGAGCUGCGCGCGGUGAUCGCCUCCCCCGAGGAGGAGGCGCCUAGACCGUUGCCUCAUUUCUUGUUUUCCUUCCCCCCCCCCCCCGUAAUUACAUUGGCUGCUGGAAGGGACCGGGAGAGACAGAGGAGGCGCCUGGCUUCCCCCUCACGCCCGCCACCCCUGCUCUUUCCCGUCCCGGGCCAGGAUGACUGGAGUCUUUGACAGUCUGGUGGCUGAUAUGCACUCGACCCAGAUCACGGCCUCCAGCACUUACCACCAGCACCAGCAGCCCCCAAGCGGCGGUGGCGCCGGCCCCGGUGGCAGCAACGGCAGCAGCAGCCUGCACAAGCCCCAGGAGUCGCCGACCCUUCCAGUGUCCACGGCCACCGACAGCAGCUACUACACCAACCAGCAGCACCCGGCGGGCGGCGGCGGCGGGGGGGCCUCGCCCUACGCGCACAUGGGCUCCUACCAGUACCAUUCCAGCGGGCUCAACAACGUCCCUUACUCCGCCAAGAGCAGCUACGACCUGGGCUACACGGCCGCCUACACCUCCUAUGCGCCCUACGGGACCAGUUCCUCUCCCGCCAACAACGAGCCCGAGAAGGAAGACCUCGAGCCCGAAAUCCGGAUAGUGAACGGGAAGCCAAAGAAAGUCCGGAAACCCCGCACCAUCUAUUCCAGUUUCCAACUGGCAGCUCUUCAGCGGCGCUUCCAAAAGACUCAGUACCUGGCGCUGCCCGAGCGAGCCGAGCUGGCGGCGUCUCUAGGCCUCACCCAGACUCAGGUCAAAAUUUGGUUCCAAAACCGCCGAUCCAAAUUCAAGAAGAUGUGGAAAAGCGGCGAGAUACCCUCCGAGCAGCACCCCGGGGCCAGCGCUUCGCCACCUUGUGCCUCGCCGCCGGUGUCGGCGCCGGCCUCCUGGGACUUCGGCGGGCCGCCACGGAUGGGGGGCGGCGGCGGCCCGGCCAGCGGAGGCAGCGGCGCCGGCAGCUCCGGCUCCAGCCCGAGCAGCGCGGCCUCGGCUUUUCUGGGCAAUUACCCGUGGUACCACCAAGCCUCGGGCUCUGCUUCGCACCUGCAGGCCACCGCGCCACUGCUGCACCCCGCGCAGACCCCGCAGCCUCACCACCAUCAUCACCAUCACCACGGCGGCGGGGGUGCCCCGGUGAGCGCAGGGACGAUUUUCUAACCCCAGGGUACCUGCGCCAGAGACUGAGCAAAAACCCGCGAGCCUCGGUGCUCGCCCCCGCCGCAGGAGGGUCCCUGCUGCAGCCCGCGGCUGCCGCCCAG
Molecule: messenger RNA, 1388 nt
Organism: Chinchilla lanigera (long-tailed chinchilla)
Lineage: Eukaryota; Metazoa; Chordata; Mammalia; Rodentia; Chinchillidae
Gene: Dlx2
Product: distal-less homeobox 2
Exons: 3
Coding region: 301-1287 (328 amino acids)
Biological process (GO): embryo development; negative regulation of transcription by RNA polymerase II; cell differentiation
Molecular function (GO): DNA-binding transcription factor activity, RNA polymerase II-specific; RNA polymerase II cis-regulatory region sequence-specific DNA binding
Source: RefSeq, a predicted model, not a curated record